Messenger RNA from Nerophis lumbriciformis (worm pipefish), 978 nucleotides. NCBI's taxonomy places the organism in Eukaryota, Metazoa, Chordata, Actinopteri, Syngnathiformes, Syngnathidae. The record is from RefSeq and is a predicted model, not a curated record.
AUGGGGAAAAGGAAAGACGUGGUCCAGUACAGAUUUCUUAGUGAAGGCAGCGCGGGGCCGCAUGGUGUUCACAAGCACAAGCAUAAAAAGCACAAGAGGCAUAAGAAGAAGCACCAUGGCCUCUCCGAGGCCCCGGAGCCUGUCAUGGCCCCCCGUCCUCCUCCGCAGCUGCGACUUAAGAUUAAGCUAGGAGGACAGACGCUGGGGACAAAGAGUGUUCCCACCUUCACCGUGCACCCUGGAGUGGCUUGUCCUCCUUCACCGCUGAUGAUCGUGGAGGACGACGAUGAUGACGAUGAAGACGACAAGCCUUCUGUGCCUCUCGAGCAGUACCGGGCCUGGCUUGAUGAAGACAGCAACAUGGCCACAUCUCCUCUCCCCGACAUGGAUUCAAUGUUGGGGGUGCCCGUGGACGAGGAGGAGAGGUGGCUGGACGCUCUGGAGAAGGGCGAGCUGGACGACAACGGCGAGCUCAAGAAAGAAGUGGAUGAGUCCCUGCUCACCGCCCGACAGAAAGCCCUCCUCCACAAGCAGCAGAUCCAACCCCUCCUGGAACUGCCCAUGGGCUACAAGGAGAAGGAGAUGACGGCCGAGAUGAUGCAGAAGCGGGAAGAGCGCGCUCGGAAGCGACGCUUGCAGGCGGCCAAGAAGGCGGAGGACAACAAGAACCAGACCAUCGAGAGGCUCACCAAGACCAGCAAGGCCAAGAUCAAAAGCAUGCGAGAGAAGAAGUCCAAGCAGAGCCAGUGUCCGAUCGUGCGCUACAGCGACUCGGCCCGAGGCGUGACCAUUUCCUUCCCUGCGGGCGUCCCCGCCCCUGAAGCAGCGCCACCCCCGCCUCCGCCCGCGGUCGCAGUGACCUGCGGGGUGAGCGGUUGCUUCAACCUGAAGAAAUAUAGCUGCUCAAAAACGGGUGUCCCUCUGUGCAGCCUGCAGUGCUACGAGAGGAACAUGCAGUUAGUCCAGGGCGCCGCCUGA